Molecule: messenger RNA, 366 nt
Organism: Dictyostelium discoideum AX4
Lineage: Eukaryota; Evosea; Eumycetozoa; Dictyosteliales; Dictyosteliaceae
Exons: 2
Coding region: 1-366 (121 amino acids)
Biological process (GO): cell adhesion
Molecular function (GO): carbohydrate binding
Source: RefSeq, a predicted model, not a curated record
AUGUCCCCUGCAUUCAACAAAUUGAAAUAUUUUUUUAAAAAAAAAAAUACAAAAUGUCAUAUUGAAACUGGUUCAGACUUAUAUACCGGUAAUGAUUGCUUAUUGAAUAGACCAGUUGUUGGUAAACGUGAAGUGAUUGUACCUGUUAAAUUCGAUGCCCCAUUUGGAACUACACCAAAGGUUUGCUUAACUUUGGAUCACAUCGAUUGUGUUGCUGGUCAAAAUCCUGACAAAUCAUUCCAAAUUCGUUGUGGUGUCCAAGCUCAAGAUAUCACCACCACUGGUUUCAAUGCUGUUUUCUACACUUGGGAAGAAAAUUUAUGUUAUUCUCUUAGAGCUGAUUAUAUUGCAACUUCCUUUGAAUAA